Molecule: messenger RNA, 3167 nt
Organism: Brassica napus (rape)
Lineage: Eukaryota; Viridiplantae; Streptophyta; Magnoliopsida; Brassicales; Brassicaceae
Exons: 5
Coding region: 247-1641 (464 amino acids)
Molecular function (GO): zinc ion binding
Source: RefSeq, a predicted model, not a curated record
AACAAAAGACUUAAGCAUCUACAUAUGUUAAGAAAUCGUAUAGAAUUUAAUAAGGACAAAAAUCAAAACCCAAAUCUACGCUUAUAGUACAGAGAGAAACGGUGGAACAUUCACUGAACCGAAGAAUGUAAAGAGUAGAGAAAACUGGAGAGUUUAUCAUGAUUUAACUCAAAAAGGGUCUAUAGUUUCUUCUUGUCCAGUUGGUACUGUCUUGUUUCUUGUUUUUUUUUUUUGUUUUGAAUUGAGAUGAUGGAUGGUGAUCAAGAUAACACUCUCCAACAUGGCUCCCGACAAGAUAUUUCUCCUACUACUAUGAAUGGAGUUUCUGCUGAGAUUACUGAAGAGAUAUCACCAAGCCAACAUGAAAGAUGGAGAGACCUUGUGUUUGAUAUACAGUUGAGAGCACAAGAAGACGCUCAUGACGAUUUCUUGAGAGCCAAUGAAUCCUUCCCUCCUUAUACUCCAAGUCCUGUGUCCAAAAGGUUCAACUUCUCUCCCAUGGCAAGUCCUAGAAUCGGGAGACGCGUUGGUUCCAUGAGUCCUUCCUCCUCAAGAAGGACUACUCUCAAGAAUGUCUUUAACUUCAAAGGGCAGAACAACAAUGCAGAUAUUGAGGAAGGUGUGGCAUUGGUGUAUGAGGGCAGAGAUAAGUAUAAUAUUCCAAGAACAUGGUCUCUCACUAAUAUCUUAACUCCUAAAAGAUCCAAGAAGACAGAGUCUUUACCUGUUACCCCUUUAGCUCAUUCAAAUCCUGAGUCCAUGCAUGGGAGAUAUGCAGUUGAUCGAGUUACAUCCAUGAAAAGAGAGCGGACACUGCCUAUUCGCCGCACACGUUCUGUCCCAACGCUCAUCGACAAAUAUGGCAAUGUGAAGCCCGUAGGGGUUUUCCGUGUGAUUCCUACUCCUUCUCGUGUGGAUACAGAGAGUCUAGAGUUGAUGCAUGAACGUCACGAUGGUGGAGAAGAUGUUUCUGAAGAGGAAGCUGUGUGCAGAAUCUGCAUGGUUGAGUUAGGACAAGAUUCAGAAGCUUUCAAGAUGGAAUGCAUGUGCAAAGGAGAACUAGCUCUUGCCCACAAAGACUGCACUAUCAAAUGGUUCACAAUCAAAGGGAACAUAACAUGUGAUGUGUGCAAGCAAGAGGUGAAAAAUCUCCCUGUGACACUUCUCCGUGUGGAAGAUGAUUCUCAGGACCUGUCUAGUGGAGCAGAGCAUACAGAGAGUAACCAAGGGAAAGAUGUGCCGAUUCUUGUCACGGUUAGCAUGCUUGCAUACUUCUGUUUCCUUGAGCAGCUUCUGGUGAUGGAUAUGAAAUCGAGUGCCGUUGCAGUAGCUUUAACAUUCGCUUGCAUUAUUGGUCUUCUUGGAUCAGCGACAUCCACAACAAUGGUGAAGGGGAAGUAUGUGUGGAUCUUUGCAACCAUUCAGUACAGUAUCGUGGUCCUUUUCGGUCAUGUUUUCUACUCAAAAUUUGAUGUAAAGCAGCCGGUUACGUGCAUUGUCAUAGCCACUGUGGUCGGAUUUGGACUCACCAUGUCCGGCGCAGCAGUUAUUACCAUGUUUAUGGAAUGGAGGAGAAGCCAUGCUCAUCACCAGCCAGCAAUCACUCAGGUGGCUACACCACCGUUUCAGACAAUAGAGUAGGAGAUUCUAAAUGAGAUUGAAAACUAUAAACUUUUGUUGUAAGUUGAGACUGUGCUAUCAUGUGUUAUUGUUUUGAUUCUAAAUGAGAUGAACGUUAGUGUAUGAAAGUUUGGAUAUUUCACACAUUUGUUAGACAAAAUUUAAGGUGAAAAUACAUUAAACGAUGGUUAAAUACUAAUAAUAUAUUCAGUAAAUAAUUAUGAAUAUAUAAUACCCUGUAGUCAGAAUUCAAAAUACACGUUUCGUGGUCUGUUGUGACUUCCUCGUAUAACAGAGAAAGGACUCCACUUUUGAACCCUCUAAAAUACAUGUUUAUUCCAAACGAGUUUUAAUAGUGGUUUUUUACUUUUAAUGUUUAUUAAAUAGUAAUCUUUUGAGAAACUCACACGUACGUAAACGGGAUCGUACGUCGGUCCAUGCAAAUAACUAGUCACUCACGUAAUCGUUAAGUGUACGUUUCAUAUUAGUUAUGAGGUUUUUGCCAUAUUUGUUCGGCUAAUUAUGUUGUGUACAUAAUCAUAUAUAUAUACACAUCACACGUAAGAAAAUCCUUUAUAUACGUAUAGUUCUUUCAUUAAAGCAUUCACUAAAUCAUAUCAUACGUAUGUUUCUCUCAGCUAUGAUAUAUGCAUAUGAUUAAGGGAAUUGAUCAGUAGAAGACAUGAAUGGUUACGAUUAGCCUAAUCUGCCCCCACUAGCUUUUGAUUAGUGUUAAAUAAUCCAAACAACUGUAUUCACGAAGGAGCCGAUCGAUAACAUUACAAUCAAUUAAUCAUUUCUGGUCAUGACUAUCCCGAACGAGUGAUUUUUAGCAGAAGAAAAAACUAUAAUUGUUGGUUGCUAUAUCAUCAGCAUUGGAUCAUACUCACUAGAAGAUUCUAACAGAUUGAAAGUGACAAUGUUCUGCAUUAAGUAGGUUGUUAAAGUAUACAAACGCAGUACAUACACCAUACACCGAACACGACUACCAUAUGCAUGCUUUUCUCAUAGACAUGACUCAGCCUUGCAAAAAGGGAAAAAAGAAGAUGUUUUAUCGUGAUGAAAGCUGUGCUUUCUUGCAAAACAUGCUUUGCUCCUCGUUAAAUAAGUAAAUUCACUUCAAAUUUCAUUAGAUACCAACAAACAACCAAAACAAACACAAAAGAAAAAUACAAUUUCUCUCUGUUUUUUCUGUCAUGGCUGCUGAUAAACUCGGAGAUGAAUGGAUCAGCCUAGUAAUCUACAUCAGCAUUCCAUUGUGUUGCUUUCUGCUUACUGUAGCAUUCCAAUGCUGCUGUAACAGCCAGGACCGUAGGGUUCACCCUGCUCCCCCAGAGGAUGAAGAAGAAGAAGGCCAUAUUUAACACAGGUUCUUCAGGUCCUUAGAUCCAUUACAUACAAUAUAUAUAAUAAUACUCUUAUGUAUUGGACCGAUAUGCUUACCGAAACUGAAGGAUAUAGAGAUAUCUGAACCAGAGUCGACACCGAGAAGAGCUGGAGCGGAUUAAUUGGGCUUUAAGCGCUCAAAUGCAUCAGUGGUCCGAUCU